Molecule: messenger RNA, 1321 nt
Organism: Andrographis paniculata
Lineage: Eukaryota; Viridiplantae; Streptophyta; Magnoliopsida; Lamiales; Acanthaceae
Product: 1-aminocyclopropane-1-carboxylate oxidase homolog 3-like
Exons: 3
Coding region: 170-1231 (353 amino acids)
Source: RefSeq, a predicted model, not a curated record
ACUAAUAAUUUCGAAAAAAUAUCCCCUUUUCUCUCUCUCUCACUCAUCGUUGACUUUGAUUUUGCACAAGAUAAGAACAAGAACAUCGAUCAAAUCAGACAAACACCAUAGUCAUCUUCUCAGGAGCAGUACAUAUAAUUAUAUACUGACCAAAAACACAACGUAAUUAAUGGACAACCUGAACGAUGAUGAUGCAGAAAGAGAAAGAGCAAAGGAAUUGAAAUCAUUCGAUGAAACUAAGGAAGGCGUUAAAGGCCUCGUCGACGCUGCCAUCACCAAGCUCCCGCGAAUUUUCUUCUCCCCGCCCGACGGCGGCGACGGCGCCGGCGAAUUCCAGAUUCCGGUGGUGGAUCUUGACGGAGGAGAUCGAAUAGAGAGAAUCCGAUCAGCGUCGGCGACUUGGGGUUUCUUCCAGGUGGUGAAUCAUGGGAUUGGAGAGAGAGUGAUGGAGGAGAUGCUGGGAGGAGUGAGAAAGUUCUACGAGCAGGAGAGCGAGAGGAAGAAGGAGUGGUACACUCGCGACGGGUCGAAAACGGUGGUGUAUAACAGCAAUUUCGAUCUGUACACGGCGCCGUCGGCAAAUUGGAGGGAUACAGUUUAUUGCACUAUGGCCCCCAACGUUCCUAGUCCUCACCAAUUGCCUCACCCUUUCAGGGAUAUAAUGUUCGAGUAUUCCGAGCAAGUAAAGAAAUUGGUUCACUUCUUGUUCGAGUUAUUGUCCGAGGCUCUUAAUCUCAAUCCGGACCAUCUUAACAACAUGGGUUGUUCCGAGGGGCUUGCCGUGUUGUGCCACUACUAUCCGGCUUGUCCUGAGCCGGAUAAAACAUUGGGAGCUACCAAGCACACCGACUACGACUUUCUUUCUGUGCUCCUUCAAGACAACAUCGGAGGACUUCAAGUUCUUUACCGGGAUCAAUGGGUGGACAUCCCACCCGUUCCGGGGGCACUCGUGGUCAACAUAGGCGACCUUUUACAGCUUAUAUCAAAUGAUAAAUUCAAGAGUAGCCAACAUAGAGUAUUGGCACACUGUGCUGCGACUGCAAGAGUAUCGGUGGCAUGCUUUAUUACAACGGGCUUGAUGCCAUCAACAAAGUUGUACGGACCAAUUAAGGAGCUAUUGUCUGAAGACAAUCCUCCCAAGUACCGGGAAACUACGGUGAGAGAGUAUUCACUUCACUACAACGCCAAAGGACUUGGAGGGACAUCGGCUUUGCUCGAUUUCAGACUCUAAAAAACAUCAUGUUUUUACAAGAAGAUAGGUUGUGGUUUCUGUAUCAAGGUGAAUACAACCACAAUAAAUUACUUAGAAAUAUUAAAAUUA